Mytilus trossulus (common blue mussel) is the source of this 1697-nucleotide messenger RNA. RefSeq lists its product as uncharacterized. The coding region runs from base 275 to 796 and encodes 173 amino acids. The transcript has 4 exons. NCBI's taxonomy places the organism in Eukaryota, Metazoa, Mollusca, Bivalvia, Mytilida, Mytilidae. The record is from RefSeq and is a predicted model, not a curated record.
GUUGCAGUGACGUCACUUCCUUCACACUUGAAACGAAAACAGAACUCAGCUCACUGAAGAAGUGUGCAUCCACGACUUGUUGGAGAUGUUUAAGUUCCUUUUAAAGAAACUGGUGGUAUUGUUUGCUUUGGAGCAGAUGUUGCUAAUGUGUUGAACCCAUUUUAGAUCUGAUGCAAUGGUACAUCUCAUGUAUUUUGCUGCUGUGACAUGUUCAAGGCACAGUAUAGCCAUAUGUAGUGUGUAACUGUAUUUAGCUGGUGUUCGCUUUUUGGAGAUGAUUCAUCAUAUGAACAUGGCGAAACUAGAAAACAGGAUUUCUUCGAUUGAAGAAAUAAAAGCUGGUAUAUUGGCUCUAGUUCAGAAGAGAGGACCAACGAAAACAUGCUGUCCAAGUGAGGUUGCUAGAAAACUGUCACCAAAUAAUUGGAGAAGUUUAAUGGAAUGUGUUCGGGAUGCUGCGAGAGAACUUCAACAGAAUGAAUUAAUUGAUAUUUGCCAAAAGGGUAUUCCAGUUAUUACAAAGACGUGGACUGGUCCAAUACGACUGAGGCUUAGAACAAAAGCUGGAAUCAGUUUACCAGAUAUGAAGCCAGACAUAGGCGAGCAAAGUGAUCGAUGCUUAGAUGGAGAUGUAGAUAGUCAGCCAUCACAAAAGGACAUUCAAUCCAGUCAAGCGACAUGUUCUGUAGAAUACGGGGCUGAUAACGAGCAAUGCCAAACCAGAAAUUUAACACAUGCAAUAAAUAGAAAACGAAAAUAUAACACACGGUCAAAAGAUCUGACAAAUAAAAAAUAAUAUACUGGUAUUUGUUUGAUAGUGAAAUGAUACAAUAUAUAAGAUUCUUCAAAGUUUGUUUAAAGUCUAGUGACAUCAUAUACUUUUGUAUUCGUUGCAAGAUAUUGGCGAACGUCAGACAAAAGGAACAGUUACCUCUUUAAUAAGUUAAAAAUUGGGAGGAAAAAAACGUGCAGUCAUAGUCAUACCUAUUUUCAAUCCAAAUUGUACAAGACUAAAAUAAACAUUCAUGAUACUAUGCACACACAAUUUAUAUUUGUCAGUAUCGUUUUGGUGAAGUUUUCAUAUGAACAACACCCAUCCCUUUAAGCUCAUAUAAAUCGAAGAAAGAUAUGAUCAUGUCUCGUUACUUUUAGUCGAUGUCUGUUAUCAUUUUCUUCUUCAAUAGACCUUACAAAAUAACAAUACAGUCAAUUCAAACAAACAUUGCAGAAUUCAACUUUAAGUUAAACUGUUUAAAAGUUUCGGUAUUGCAGCAACAUGAAUGCCUUGGCCUUUACAAUAAACCAUAGUUUGAACAUAGAAAGUGGGCGAUAAGAACACAGCAAAAAAUGCGAUAAUUUAUACCUAGAUUGUAGACUGCUACGAUCUCUGGACCAAAUACCCCGUGGAGUCCGCCUGGCUGUUUUAGAUGUAUAAAUACACAGCCUCGCCAAAAAUGACACGUGAUUCCAAGUAGUAUCAAAGGGCAUACAUAAAACAGAUGAGUAGGUAUAAAUAUAUAUCCAUUGACACCCUGUUUUUCGGCAUAACAAAAACAAAUGAAUUCAUUGAGAAUCUGAGAUAAUCUUUGGUUUCCUUUUCUGCCAAUAUUUAUUUGAUAAAGUGAGCAACAUCAAUUAAAAAAGUCGCAACAAUCAUGAUUUAAGAUGAAAGAAUAUAAGAAAGUGUAGUUAAAGAU